UAUAAGCCCUGGUCCUUUGGAUGGAGUUUUUGUCUCGCUGGUCCCAUUUGGAAUGGAGGGGAGGCCAGUUUUGCCUUCAACAUCCUGAGCAUCACAGGCACCUCAGUGCAAUUUUCUGCUGCCGUUGCAUCUUUGUUCCUUGGCCCAUCCUGCUACUGCUCGCUGGCUGGGAUCACUGGGACCAGCUGCCUGGGUGCAGUUCUGUUCCCCUUCCCCUGUGCUGACUUCCCAAACCUCUGCAAAGACUCAUUGUGGUAUGAGUGA
This is a messenger RNA of Lepidothrix coronata (blue-crowned manakin), 264 nucleotides long. RefSeq names its product transmembrane protein 212 (gene TMEM212). Lineage: Eukaryota; Metazoa; Chordata; Aves; Passeriformes; Pipridae. The record is from RefSeq and is a predicted model, not a curated record.